AUGGCUGCAGGCAGAGUCCUGCUCAGCUCUCUGCUGCUCCUGUUGCUGCAGCUGGGCCUGCACUGGGGCCCUGUUGCUCAGGGGGCUCCAGUGGCAGAGGGAGACUACUCAUCUGAGCAGGCAGCAGAGACCAGAGGGACCUGGAGGACACAGCUGGGUGCCCACCAUCCCCGAGCCCGCCUGCGCCGAGCCCUGGCCAGCCCAUGCCAGCUGUGGAGCCUUACCCUGCCUGUGGCAGAGCUGGGCCUGGGCUAUGCCUCGGAGGAAAAGGUCAUCUUUCGCUACUGCGCUGGCAGCUGUCCCCGUGGAGCCCGUACCCAGCACGGCCUGACACUGGCCUGGCUGCGGGGCCAGGGCCGAGCCCACGGCGGGCCCUGUUGCCAGCCCACCCGCUAUGCCGACGUGGCCUUCCUUGAUGACCACCACCGCUGGCAGCGGCUGCCCCAGCUCUCGGCGGCUGCCUGUGGCUGUGGCGGCUGA
This is a messenger RNA of Cynocephalus volans (Philippine flying lemur), 480 nucleotides long. RefSeq names its product persephin (gene PSPN). The transcript has 2 exons. Lineage: Eukaryota; Metazoa; Chordata; Mammalia; Dermoptera; Cynocephalidae. Bases 1 to 480 code for a protein of 159 amino acids. The record is from RefSeq and is a predicted model, not a curated record. Gene Ontology annotation, molecular function: glial cell-derived neurotrophic factor receptor binding; receptor tyrosine kinase binding; growth factor activity.